AUGGAUGUUUAUUUUGAUACUAUUGAAGACAUGAUGCUACUCAGAGAAUUCAAACUACAAUUGGCCAAAUUCCACCUACACAGAGCUCAGCAGAGAAUGAGAGCUCAAGCAAAUGCUCGCAGUUCUGAUAGGCACUUCAAUGUUGGUGACUGGGUAUUUGUUAAACUACAGCCUUAUAGACAAUCAUCCUUAUCUAUUUUUCCCUAUCAUAAGCUGACUUCUAGAUAUUUUGGCUCUUAUCCCACUGUUGAGAAGGUUGGACCUGUAGCUUACAAACUCCUUCUCCCACCUGAAGUUCUAAUCCACUCUACUUUUCACAUUUCCCAGCUCAAGAUUUUUCAUGAAAUUCCUUCUGAUAGAGUUCAUCCUCCUGUUCUUGAUUUGUCCAAUCUACACUGUCCUGAACCUGAAUAUAUCUUGGAUAGGCGCAUGAUCAAAAGGGAUAACAAAGUUGUUGCACAAUGA
This is a messenger RNA of Capsicum annuum, 465 nucleotides long. RefSeq lists its product as uncharacterized. NCBI's taxonomy places the organism in Eukaryota, Viridiplantae, Streptophyta, Magnoliopsida, Solanales, Solanaceae. The transcript has a single exon. The record is from RefSeq and is a predicted model, not a curated record. The coding region runs from base 1 to 465 and encodes 154 amino acids.